AAGUAGCCCACUUUGCAUUCAAUGCAUCAUCAAAGAUGUUUCUCUCUGAUGCAAUUUUUUAUGGCAAGACUACUGAGCCUUGCUGGUUCAAAAGUAUCCGCAUUGUGAUUGCACUCGGAUUAGCAAUUGCGAUUUUAUUUUAUGCGUUUAAUCAAGUCGCUAGUAUGCUAAAUUAUUAUCAACUUGACUUAGUAAUAGUAGAAAAAAAAACCUUCGUUCCAUUAAUGCCAAAUGUCUAUCUCUGUGCUAAUUUGCAGUUCACCAAAUAUAAAUGCGAUUCUUCCGAGUCUUAUUUUAAUGCGUCUCAACCCUGUGAAGAAAUCUCAUCAGGCAACUGCAAAGGGUUUCGAUUCAAAGCCAAAUUCGAUGAGAAUUUUGUUAUCGCCUUAAUGAGUUUUGAUAUCACCUUAGCGCCUACGUCAUCUACAGCCAAUGUUUCUUUUAACCUAUCUGAAUACUUGGAUCCAGCUGAAUACUUCAAUUUUUCAUCAUAUGAAUACAUUCCAUCACCAAACCUUUCCAGAAUUGGCAUUUCAGAUCACCA
This is a messenger RNA of Racocetra persica, 544 nucleotides long. The record is from the annotation of a GenBank genome assembly. NCBI's taxonomy places the organism in Eukaryota, Fungi, Glomeromycota, Glomeromycetes, Diversisporales, Gigasporaceae.